ACAAAAUCAAUGCACCUACCAAUGUUUCUCCGCCGCUAUUUGACCAAACAGGUACUCAUCCUUGCAUUUGCUCUCUUCAGUAUAUUCGAAACCACCCACGUACUACACUGCUUGUCGGGCCCUACGACCGAGCCCGUUACUCGACGACCUGAACGAGUGUAUAUUGCUAGUAUACACUGGAACAACGAGCAGAUUCUGCGAAACCAUUGGAAUAAUGCUGUAGUAGCUCUAACAGAAGCACUUGGUAGAGAAAACGUUUUCAUUACAGUAUACGAGAGCGGGAGUUGGGAUGACAGCAAAAGCGCCCUAAGGGAACUCGACAUGACACUGGAAAGGCUUGAGAUCAGGCGAAACAUAACCUUGUCGGAAACUAAUCAUCUAGAUGAGAUAUCUGUAGUAAACAAGACUUCUGGUUGGAUUAACACACCUACAGGGAGAGAGCUCAGGCGGAUACCCUAUCUUUCUCGACUCCGCAAUUGGACCUUGGAGCCUUUACAGGAGCUAGCUCGUCAAGGGGAGAGAUUUGACAAGAUACUUUUCUUGAACGAUGUGGUAUUCACAACAGACGAUGUCUUCCGAUUACUCAAUACAAACGACGGAGACUUUGCAGCCGCUUGUUCACUAGACUUCAGUCACCCCCCACAGGUGUAUGAUACAUUUGCGCUUAGGGAUGUCGAGGGUCAUGAGAUGCUCAUGCAGACAUGGCCUUAUUUUCGGGCAAGGGAAUCUCGGCGAGCAAUACUGGCGAACGAUCCAACGCCGGUGACUAGUUGUUGGAAUGGUAUGGUCGCAAUGCCUGCUGAACCCUUUGUUUCGAGUCCUCCACUACGCUUCCGGGGCAUCUCGGACUCUCUUGCAACCUCGCAUCUCGAAGGAUCUGAAUGUUGCCUGAUACACGUGGACAAUCCUCUUCGUAUUGAGAAGCAAACAUACGUGAACCCGCAGGUGCGUGUAGGCUAUAACGGUAAGGCAUAUGAUGGAAUGCAUCCACAAAAGGUGUUAUUGUCCUCCUGGCAAGUUUUCAAAGCCUUGUGGGAAAACCGCAUCCGCCGAUGGAUCACAUCACCUUUGCUCAAAGAAUGGAGCGUGCGGGGAAGAGUUGGACAUGAAGAAGAUGGAAAGAUUUGCCUUGUCGAUGAGAUGCAAGUGCUUCGCGGGAACGGGUGGGCACAUGUAUGAGACAUGUGAAAAGACGGGGGGGUGUUCGAGGCAUUCGCGACUGGAUCCACACCAGCAACAGAUGUGAAGCAAUGACACUAAUGUGUGUUGCUGGUGCCUGAAGUAUGCAUUCAUCUGACGCGCCGCAUCACCUAUGGAGCGAAACUUGAGAGGUUUUGUUGCAAUGACGAGGGAACAAGUCAUGUGUUGAUCAUUACUCAUGCCCGUCCAAACACCAUGACCCAUGGUUGGCUUCCAUUAUAUCGAUUUCCAUCUCAAUACUCAAACGUCUGUCCUACAAGUUUUUCGCUCAACUUCCACAACUUCUCUUCGUCCCCGGGAGGCGUUGCAGUCGGCUGCACGUCAUCAGACAAAUUUCCGUCCUCCAGAUACACACCGUUGUAUGCAUCGAGCCGCGGG
Molecule: messenger RNA, 1578 nt
Organism: Dothidotthia symphoricarpi CBS 119687
Lineage: Eukaryota; Fungi; Ascomycota; Dothideomycetes; Pleosporales; Dothidotthiaceae
Product: glycosyltransferase family 69 protein
Exons: 3
Coding region: 10-1179 (389 amino acids)
Source: RefSeq, a predicted model, not a curated record